GACAGGAGGUUGUACACGACUCUGUCGCAUUUGGGUGCCGUGAGGAAGGGGUCGUGCAGGACUUAACAAAGAACGACACACAGGCUGCUGGCCGCUACUACUUGGUCUACAUUUGGUCACCGUGUUCACAGACAGCAGGCUUGCGUGUGCGACACGACUAGGCAUGAAACUACCCACAAUCCCAUGUCACAUGACAUGGAACACAGAGUUAAAAUGAAUGUGGAACAUGAAAUUCAGCUUCUUGUUGGUGAAAUAAAUCGCUUAGGAACCGAGGGUGCCGAUGGUAAAGUUCAAGUUACCUUUGGAACCCUUUUUAAUGACGAAAAAUGUGCAAAUAUUUUUGAAGCUCUUGUUGGGACAUUGCGAGCGGCUAAAAGAAAAAAGAUUAUCAGUUAUGAAGGUGAACUUCUAUUGCAAGGUGUUCAUGACAAAGUUGUUAUUUCUAUACUUUAAGUUUUAAACAGUAUUGUAAUUGUUUAUGAAGCAUUAAUGGUUCGUUCUUGACGAACUUUAAAUUUACACUAUAUUUAUUUUGUAAAUUUACUUUUUUUUAAUUAAAAAAAAUAAUAAAUAUUUUCGACUUAAAUCUU
Physella acuta is the source of this 590-nucleotide messenger RNA. RefSeq names its product costars family protein ABRACL. The record is from RefSeq and is a predicted model, not a curated record. NCBI's taxonomy places the organism in Eukaryota, Metazoa, Mollusca, Gastropoda, Physidae. Gene Ontology annotation, biological process: regulation of actin filament-based process.